Messenger RNA from Hipposideros armiger (great roundleaf bat), 3783 nucleotides. RefSeq names its product coiled-coil domain-containing protein 187. The record is from RefSeq and is a predicted model, not a curated record. Gene Ontology annotation, biological process: microtubule anchoring. NCBI's taxonomy places the organism in Eukaryota, Metazoa, Chordata, Mammalia, Chiroptera, Hipposideridae. Gene Ontology annotation, molecular function: microtubule binding. The transcript is spliced from 18 exons. The coding region runs from base 1 to 3783 and encodes 1260 amino acids. Gene Ontology annotation, cellular component: centrosome.
AUGCCUGAGGUGUGGUCACAGAGCCUGGAAGAUGCCUGUGCCUAUGGGACCCACUCACCCCCACAGGCGCCCCCUUACCAACCUGUGUCUGCCCCUCUGGUGGAGGCCAGACUCCUGAAUGCCCCGCCCACUGCCAGAGUACAGCGCUGCCAGCUUCCAGAAGGAAGCCCAUCCCCACCCCGCCAGCCAGCCCAGGCCGCAGGCCAGGAUGGCAAUGUGCUGCUCACAGGACCCCUGGGCGAGGGGCAGGCCUCGUGGAGCGAUGUCCCCAGUGGAUCAAGCCGGCCUGGGCAGGGUGGGACUCCUGGCCAGGAAGAUGAGGCCGAGACAGAUGGCGGCCAAGGCGCUGCCUGCAAGGGGACCUGGCUACAGAGGGCAGAUGGGCUGCAUCUACCUGCAGCUGAGGACGACCUCACGGCUGCCCUGAGGUGGCACAGGCCCUCUGUGCAGCCAGGCACCCUGUGGAGAGCUCCCUACACAGCCUGGUCUGACCGCAUCAAGAAGCCAGGCUCCCCGGGGAAGGCCUGCGGCUACCCAGUGUGGACAGCAGGCGAGGAGGCCAAGGAUGGGGACAGCUCGGUGUCAUCGGGCCGUCUCUCUGGCUCUUCGGGGGGCCAUGAGUCGUGCACACCUCCCCACGGGCCCUGGAGGGAGAGGCCCCCCCAGGUGCUGGGGUCCCCACGGCGGCCCAGGGAGAGCAACCCACGGCUGGAGCAGCUGAGGGACAAGAUCCGGGCCCAGGUGCGGUGGCAGGCCAGCUGUGCCUCCCUGGGCACCUCGAUACCCUCCAGCGCCUCGCACCUCUGCCAAGCCUCCACACCAACCCCCCGGAGGAAGGCCCAAAAGUUGAAGCGCCCCGCUCCGGCCCUGGCCUGCCCAGGCUUAGGCAUCCUGAGUGCGGCUGAGCAUGGAGUUGAAGACAAGGCCGUCCUUGGCCAGCGGUGGCGUGAGCCCUCCAGGGUCUCCCAGCAACAGGCAUCAACUCCACGGGAGAAAACCAAAAGGCCGAAAAGUAGUUCUUACAAAAGAGAGAAGGCCCCCAGGUCGCCCACCCCCAAAAGAACUACCAGAGACAAGGGAGACAGCAAGAAAGUUGGAGCUGCUGAGAGCUCCCCAGUGCGUCUCCGGAUGCCCAGUCCAGCCUCUGUCUGCAGUGACUCGCAGGUGCCUGCCAGCACACCCAGCCUGGCUUCCUGCAACCAGCCCGCGACCAUCCAGUCUGCCAUGGCCAUCCUUAGAGAACUCCGCCAGCAAAUCCAGGCAGGGCUGGAGUUGGCCCAAGACCGGCAGCUCAGGGGAGGGCAGGAGCGCCGGCCAUCGAAUCCGUGGCCACGGGAUCUGACAGGGAGGAGGCACCAGGGCCCCCGGAGUGCCCCCAAUGUGCGGGGAUCCUUCUCAAAGAGUUCUCCGGCCACAAUGGAGGGGACGCACCCCUCCUUAGAGAGGGAUGGGAGCACCUUGGCCAGGUGGGGGUCCUAUCCGCAGAUGGCAAGGUCAGCCCAAGGAUGGGAAUCCUCCUUCCAGAGACCCAGGAGCCCCCCUGAAAGGCUGACCUACUUCCCUUCGCGGCCCUGGAGCGCCUCAGCUGGGCAGAGGACCCGGGUUGCUUGUGAAGACUGGGAGGCCCCUGCCCGAGGACCAUGGAACCCUCUGGAAAGGCCAAGCCCUCCCGCCCAGUGGCCCCGGAGCGCCUCCUUCACACAGAGGGCUGGCACCCCGUCCAAGGACAGAGGCUCCCUCCUGACGCCCUCGGGAGCGAAGCACACCUCGCCGAGGCCCACCCGGAGCGCCCCUCAGAACGCACCUGGGGAGGAGAAGGAGGCCCGGCCACCGGCCCCCUGCCCGAAGCUCCGGGGGUUCCUGGGCCACCCCUACAGCUUCGAGUGCCUGCGGGAGUUCAUGCGCCAGAAGACGCUGGCACGGAGGCAGCAGGCCCUGGAGGAGAAGGCCAAGGCCAUGCGGGCACUGGAGCUGAGAAACCAGCGGCUGCAGGACGUCUACAGGAAGCAGAGGGAGGCCGUCCUGGGCAGAGCUGACCCUGGCAGAGUGAUCCCCAGCAAAGCCUUCCCCGUGGUCUCCCAGACAACCCCCGGCAUCGUGACUUUUGUCCCACAUUCUGCACAGUCCCGGGACCUGGAGGCCCCUGGGAACCUGGGUUCGCCCAUGCUGCAGUGGAGCAAGGUGACUUCCGGCAUGGUGCUGGGGGACCAGGAGGCCCCGGGCAGCUUCUGCCUGUGUUUGAAUAGAGCCUUGAGUUGUGCCAAGACCCUGGAGACGGGGGGCCCCCAGGAAGGCUGGGAUGGCACUCGCCUGCUGACAUCUUCCAGGGGCUCUCUGGGACCCCCGAAGCUCCAGGGCCUGACCACCCAUGCCCCAUGCCCGGGUCUGUGCAUCUACCUGGACCCCAAGGAGGCCGAGCGCCUCGGCACGCCAGGCCCCCUGCACUUCCGGUACAAGCAGGCCCGGCUGCAGGCGCUGGAGACCAUGGCCAACAUCCUGAAGCAGCGGAUUGACAUCCUGACCGCCAAGCUGCUCAGGUCUGAGGCAGCGGACACUCUCGGGGACCUGGUCUUGGACACUCUGCCCUCGCGCCCCAGCUCCGUGCCUGUGGCCACCACAUCUGGAGCCCUAGCCUGCCCUGGAGGUUUGGUGCCCAGUGGGGACAGAGGGGCUCCCUGGGACUGGGCAGACAUGCAGGCCCAGGAGCCUCUCUCUCCCACCUGCUUACUGGACAAAGAGACGCCACGGUGGAGCCCCAGCUGGGAGGCACGGCGGAGCGUGAGCUCGAGGGACCAUCUCGCCAGCAAGCCCCGAGGUUUCAUGGAUGCUGGACGUUUGGAGCUGGAUGAGUGGCUGGCGAGAAACACAGCUUCAUUCCAGGCCCUUCGCCCCUUCGCAGGGAGCUCACACAGGGUGCCAGCCCCACCGGACCCCACCUGCGGCUCCCUGUGGCUGGAGGAGACACCGCCGGCCAGAGGGGCAGACUUGGUCGCGCCCUGGACCGUGCAGAGCUGCGGUCAGCAGGAGCCUGGAGGGCUACGUCCCGGGUACCUCACUGACAUCCAGCGGAAGUCCUUCAGAUUUCUCCAGUCGCUGAAGCUGGACCGGCGGAAGCAGGGACAGGCUCUGGCCCGUCUGCGGCAGCGGAUGAAGACGGAGGUCUGGGAGACGCAGAAGGCCCUGGACGAGCUGCUCUUCAAAUGCCAGCUGCAGAGGCUGACGGAGAAACACGCAGCCCAGGCCAGGCCAGGAACGGCUUCGGAGCUGGAGCGGCUGCCGCUGUGUGGGGACCUGGCUCCAAAGGCCUCCUGGAGCACCAUGACAGCCAGACCAAGAUCACACCCACCCCUGGGCACAGACACUACUGUGCCCUCCCGGGAUCCUGAGGAAAGACAGCUGAGUUCGGUGGGCAAGUCAUCUUCUGCAGAGCCCAAGCAGGAAGGGAGGCCAGACCAAGGCCCGUCCCAGCUGCCCCAGGCCAGGCUCUACCCUUGGGACCGCCCCACCCACCAGGUACAGGGAGAUGUCCCUUGGGGGCAGGGGCAUAGGAGUGGAGUCCAGGGGAGGCACUGGCAGCCUGUAAGGGAAAUCCAACACCUGCGGAAAAGCCACCUGUUGUUGCACCGAGAGAGGACACUGCUCCUGCAGCAUGCCCAGGACACCGUCUCCGUGCAGAGGUCCCUGGCCCGCCUGCAGCAGGAGCUUCAGGUCCCGACCCAGCUGCCUCAGCCUGAGCGUCUCCUCUGCAAGCCGGGGAUGCUGAUAUUCUCACCUGGUGGGUGA